Messenger RNA from Colletotrichum acutatum, 1099 nucleotides. RefSeq names its product alcohol dehydrogenase GroES-like domain-containing protein. The record is from RefSeq and is a predicted model, not a curated record. Lineage: Eukaryota; Fungi; Ascomycota; Sordariomycetes; Glomerellales; Glomerellaceae. The transcript has 3 exons. Gene Ontology annotation, cellular component: cytoplasm. Bases 34 to 984 code for a protein of 316 amino acids. Gene Ontology annotation, molecular function: alcohol dehydrogenase (NAD+) activity.
UGCGAGCAGCCCAGAUAACGGAAGUCAGUCUUCAUGAUGCUCUAUACUCCAGGAGACAGUUCGGGAAAUGCGUUAGGCAUGAUCGCAUCUCACGAACCUGCCGGCAUCGUGGUUCGGGUCGGUAAAGACUGCGGUCAGAACUGGAAGGUCGGUGAUAGAGUUGGGGCUCUCAACUACAAAAAUUCAUGCGGCAAAUGUAGUGGCUGCCGUCUGUCACUUCGUACUAGCAAGAAGCAAAGUCUGGACCCAAGAUUUUGCGAAAAGCGACAAACCGCUGGCUUUCAUCAUGAUGGGGCAUUUGCCGAGUAUCUUGCCAUAGAUCCGGAGACCACCGUCAGCUUACCGCCAUCCCUGUCUUUCGAACAAGCGGCACCAUUGAUGUGUGCAGGUGCUACAGUUUGGGGCUCACUAGAAAAGGCAACACGUGAACUGGAAGCAGGAGACACUGUGGCUAUCGUCGGCAUCGGGGGGUUGGGUCAUCUCGGUUUACAGUUUGCCACCGCCAUGGGUUUUCGCACCAUAGCGGUCGACAGUCGACCAGCAGGGAGGCAGCUCGCUACCGAGAUGUUCAAUGAGAGUCUGAGGCCGGCACUGGUGGUGGACUCUGUCUCGGAGCAUGCGACCUCUCAAAUCAUGGACUUUACCAACGGAGAGGGAGUAGCCGCAGUUGUGGUUUGCACAGACUCCCUGGCAGCCAACAGUUGGGCAUUGACGCUCCUACGCAUUGGAGGCGUCAUGGGAGUCUUGGGCUUACCUGCUGAGAAUUGGAGGUUCGACUCUAGUGUCAUCGUUUUCAAAGAGCUCACGAUUCGGGGAAGUUAUGUUGCGAGUAGAGAGUCUACCGAAAGGAUGAUGGAGGCUGUGGAGAGGGCCAGCAUUAGGUCUCACAUCACUCUGAUGUCGUUCGACGAGAUCCCGGGCAUUGUCGCGGUUUAUCAGGAUAGUGGAUUCAAAGGCAGACUUGUGGUGCGCCUAGCAGAGUAAGGAUACUCCAUCAACUGAGGAGUGUUUCCCUGCUUAUUCGAAAAGAUAACAUGCGCCCUACCACAAUCUAGGUAGUCAUAGUCAGUACGAGAGUGACAACAACGUGAGAUAAGGC